Molecule: messenger RNA, 942 nt
Organism: Caenorhabditis elegans
Lineage: Eukaryota; Metazoa; Nematoda; Chromadorea; Rhabditida; Rhabditidae
Gene: srx-77
Product: 7TM GPCR serpentine receptor class x (Srx) domain-containing protein
Exons: 6
Coding region: 1-942 (313 amino acids)
Source: RefSeq, marked reviewed
AUGAAUUCUACAAAUACCACGCCAUAUACAAUAUCUGACUGGCCAAAUGCAGCCGCAGCAGUUUUAAUGAUUACGAACACUUGUAUUGGAUUCUUUUUCAACUUUUUGAUCAUCACCAGCUUUUUCACUGACAAGAAGCAAAAAACUUCGUUCAAUUUGGUAUGUGUCUUCCGUUCCAUCAACAAUGUUGCAAUUAUAUUCAUUUUAACUAUUGUAUACAUUCCAGCAAUUAUCAUUGGCGAAUCCAUAUAUCAUCCAAUGGUAGAAACAGUUCUCUUGACUACAGCCAUGAAUCUAAAAGUGUACAAUGAAUUUCAAAGUAUCUAUCUCUCGAUCAAUCGCCUCGUAGCCAUAUAUUUUCCACUCAAAUAUAAUUUUCUGUUUGGUAUCAAGCUUACACUGGCAUUUCAUUUCAUAUACUACCUGGAUCGUGUUAGAAAUGUUACCUUUGAAAAUAUAGACCGAUACAAAGACUCAAAGUUUAUGCUUUUCUCUGUGAAACACCUGGCUUACGGUGGCGUCUUCGUGACUCCAGAUGGUAUUUUCUACUGGUCUCUCGGUCUCCUUAUCUUCCCAUUUUUUGUAAACAUAUUCACAUUUGCAAGACUUUACUAUUUAAAGAGAAAAACAAACCAGAAUGCUGCAAAUUUCAAAGACAUCAAAAAGAAUAUGGCAUUGUUCUUUCAAAUUAUUUUUCAAGAUUCCUUAUUCUUUAUCAGUGUUGCCUUUACCAUGAAAAUGAAUAUGCUCAUCGACCAUCGUUUCUACUCAUUCUUCAGUCAAACUUUCCUAUGGCAAAGCAUACAUGUCAUCGAUGGGAUAAUAAUGCUGUUAUUCAACGAAGGCUUGUCUCGUAAGAAACGUGUCACAUCUAUCGAAGCAUCAAAGAAACACACGUCAACUGCGGGCCCGGUGAUUCAGACACCGACCAUAGUCACUUGA